Molecule: messenger RNA, 1328 nt
Organism: Talaromyces stipitatus ATCC 10500
Lineage: Eukaryota; Fungi; Ascomycota; Eurotiomycetes; Eurotiales; Trichocomaceae
Product: Kelch repeat protein
Exons: 2
Coding region: 189-1181 (330 amino acids)
Molecular function (GO): protein binding
Source: RefSeq, a predicted model, not a curated record
UUUCAUACAUUACCAUAACCUGAACCUCGACUACUGGAAAUUGAAUGUUGAAAAUUUGAUUUAUAUACACGCCACCAAGGUCCUUGACUGUUUACUAUACAAAUCGUCCAUCUGGGCUCACUCAGUCGCAUUACAUCCAGAGCGUGCAAUUGAUUAACAGUCUGCUACAUUGAAAAGACGCUUGCACAAUGACCCUCCACGCCAAAUGGCACAAACUCCUCGACGUCGAGAUCUUGCGACGUUCGUCACAGGCGCUCUCUGCUGUCGAUAACAAAACCUACGUUUUUGGUGGAGAGUUGCGACCUCGAGAGCCCCGCGAUAAUGCUCUUCAUGUUGUAUCCUUGGGCGGCCAAGCCGCUGUCAACUCUAUCCACUCGUCAUCCGAUGCGCCCUCUCCUCGAGUCGGCACAGCGACCACGGCCCUGAAAGAAAGUAUAUAUCUCUUUUCUGGUCGCGGCGGAGUGGCAAUGGCUCCUAUUGACGAACAGGGUGCUAUUUGGAAGUUCGAUACGGCAACUGGACAAUGGUCGAUGCUGUCUCCUGUGGACGCAAGCAAUUGCCCCGAGCCACGCAGCUACCACUGCAUGACCUGUGACCAGAAGGAUACGAUAUAUAUUCAUGCAGGAUGUCCUGAAAAGGGUCGACUCUCAGAUCUUUGGUCUUUCAGCGUCAGCACCAAACAAUGGAAACAACUCGCCUCUGCUCCGGAUCCAGCUCGCGGAGGCACCUCCAUUGCGUUCGCAGACGGGAAGCUCUACCGAAUGAAUGGGUUCGAUGGGAAAACCGAGCAGGGUGGAAGCAUUGACGUGUACACUCCCGAAACCAAUUCCUGGGAAUCGCACUCAUAUGAACCAGACAGUAAAUCCGGCCCGAUUGCACGAAGCGUUUGCGCUCUGCUCCCGGUUGCCGUUGGCGAUAAAUCAUACGUUGUCACUUUGUUCGGAGAGAGUGAUCCAAGUAACCUGGGGCAUCAAGGUGCCGGAAAAAUGCUGGGUGAUGUAUGGGCGUUUGACAUUGAGAGAAAGACUUGGCACAAGGUUGACGCUCAGGGCGAUGUUAUUCCUGAUGCACGGGGAUGGUUUGGAGCCGACGUAGUUGGUAAAGACACAAUUGUAGUGCAGGGAGGACUGGGAGAGGCGAAUAAUCGUCUGGGAGAUGUUUGGCGUCUCGAUUUUGUAUAAUCAGGAAAUAUACAGUCAUGUGAUCAGUCACUUUUCCUCUCCUUCCGCUUCUGGCCUAUCAGAAACGCUUGUCACUACUUGAAGACAUUGUUAUUCCAUGAUUUCAUGCUAUUCCAGCACUGGUAAAAAUUAAAAUAGUCCAGCUGU